GCUUCCCUUGUGGACGUACAGUCUACAACUCGAGUACGACGACGACAAACGCUCUACAAUCUCUGGUUCAUUAUGUCUUCUUCAUCUGUUCUUUCGCUGCCACCGGAGCUGCUCAUCAAGAUCCUUGAGGAUCUGGACUACAAAGCAGUACUAACCUGUCAGCGAGUAUGCAAAGCCUUCCAAGAACUCAUCGAUAGCAGCGUUACAAUAAAAUAUCAAGUCGCUCUCUCCGCCGGCGGCUUGUCAGAUGGGCCACCGAGUCUCCUCACGCCGUCCGAACGCCUCAAGCUACUUCAAAAACAUCAACGCGCAUGGGAGAGACUGGACUGGUCGUAUCAUGAGAAAAUGGAGAUGCAUACAGGAGGGCUGUGGGAGUUGUACGGAAAUGUGUUGGUGCAGAGCAGAGGCCCGGUUCGGAGACAUCUCGUCUUUCACCAGUUGCCGUCGAGAUUGAGGGGGAUCGAGGAACGGAAGUGGGAACUUACCACUGAGUUCUCGUUGAGAGACUUUGGAAUCGAUCCUUCUCAGGAUCUGCUGGUGUUGUUGGAAGCUCGACAUCCUCACGGUGGCGUCCACCAUAUUCACCUUCGGUCGUUAUCCACCGGCAAGGAACAUGGUUUGGCAUCGAAGGAACAGCUGCUGCAUCCCGUUGAGUUCACCACAGCGACAAUAGUUAUGUGGUCCUACGCCGUCCAGGUCAAUGGAGACUAUCUCGGGGUGGCAUUCACAUGUGAGGAUGAUGAGGUUGACAAUGAUGUAGUGGUUUGGAACUGGAAGACGGGUGAUCGGUUAUUUGCGCUGAGAGAUAUCAGUAUAAGUUCUUUCACGUUCCUGAGCGAUACAUACAUCCUCGUUGGAUGUGUGGAAGGUCCCGAAGGCCAGGACGGCCCUUCGAUGCUGGUAUACGAUUUUAUACACACGCCGACCAAGGAGCCCAGCUUUCACGGGGUACCGUACGUUGCGUCGUUCGAGUGGCCCACGAUGCGUCCAGAUAUAAUUCCCCUCGACUUGAUGAUUCGUUCGGACCCAGCGCCAGUUUGGACGCCCGACGAAAAGCAGCGAGUUCCUUUCCACACCUCCCAUACCGAGCGUCUCCUCGUCAUCAAUUAUACGGUCAUCGUCUCUGCGACGAUCCGCGGCUUACAGCUCUAUGUCCCCUCAAGUACUUUAUUGGAUCGCGUCAAUUCCCUCGAGGAGGGUGUCACGUGUCACGCUUUCCCUUGGGAUUCAUGGGGUCCCACUGGAUCGCGCCUGACCAAACAAAUGCUCAACUCGGCCGUCUGGGUGUGUUAUGUAUUCGGGAUGAAGUACAUAUCGCAAAAGCCGUACAACUGGCUCGGGGAAGAAAUAAUAAGUGUCACGGAUUACCAUCCUUUACGUGUUCGUCGGGUUCUCUGUGCACAAGAAGGAGAAAAACAAGAGUGGAAAGUCAUCACAGACCCCACCGUCAUCGAGGGCGGCUGGCUACAACAAGGACCUGUCGAGUCUAGCUUGCCCUAUCUCCGUAAAGAGAUCAACCUGCCGGACGAUAUAGUAGAACAAGAGGACGUAGCGCUCAUGAUCAGUGAAGACACGCUGAUCGCUCUCGAGAAGGUGUCCACGAGUCCGCGAACAAUACACCUGUACACAUUUUGAUACGUAUAGAAAUCUUUCAAGACUCCUGUUUACCUGCAUGCGAACGCGCCGUGUGAUGCGUAUUCAGAUGUCACAUUCCUUCGUCCCCUGUUGAGUAAUUAAUUGUCCGUUCGACGUGCGGCGUAUCUUAGCCAAUAUCACGCAACUGCCAUCUUGG
This is a messenger RNA of Stereum hirsutum FP-91666 SS1, 1792 nucleotides long. RefSeq lists its product as uncharacterized. The transcript is spliced from 6 exons. Lineage: Eukaryota; Fungi; Basidiomycota; Agaricomycetes; Russulales; Stereaceae. The coding region runs from base 73 to 1635 and encodes 520 amino acids. The record is from RefSeq and is a predicted model, not a curated record. Gene Ontology annotation, molecular function: protein binding.